This is a messenger RNA of Penicillium angulare, 684 nucleotides long. RefSeq lists its product as uncharacterized. The record is from RefSeq and is a predicted model, not a curated record. The transcript has a single exon. The coding region runs from base 1 to 684 and encodes 227 amino acids. Gene Ontology annotation, biological process: DNA integration; DNA recombination. NCBI's taxonomy places the organism in Eukaryota, Fungi, Ascomycota, Eurotiomycetes, Eurotiales, Aspergillaceae. Gene Ontology annotation, molecular function: DNA binding.
AUGAAACUAUCUGCAGGACUAGCCAUACUCCCGUCACAGCCUCUGGAGAUGACUGCAAAUCUUCUGGACGACUUGAACUUCGCAACCGCCUGCCGGGUAGCAUUUGCUGGGUUUCCCCGCCUCGGAGAAUUCACCUACAAAACUGAAGACCUUAACCAACGUUCAAUCUUCUUAGCCACAAAGCUAACGCGCUCUGAUGUCCGAUUCUCAUCCUCGCUAAACCACGCGCAACUGACACUCAAGCGCAGUAAGACAGACCGCCGUCACGAAGGAGUACAAAUUAUACUUGCAAAGACUGGAGACAGAGCGUGCCCAGUUGGCGCACUUCAGAAGCUGCUGCUCCUUGACCCCCGAGGCCCUGACGCCCCAUUGUUCUCCUUCCACAGAAGACCAUUUAGUCGCAACAACUUUCUCGCUACCUUAUCUACUAAACUGAAGGCGCUCGGUAUACAGACAGAGGGCUAUUCGGGCCACAGCUUUCGGAAGGGCGCAGCUCAACAUGCGCACGAUAGUGGGAUACUCGACGACCAGAUUCAGGUGCUAGGGAGGUCGACCUCGGAGGCAUUCAGAGUAUACUUUACGACGAAUGCAUCAGUUCUGUACAGGCUCAACCACCAGUUCCAGACAGGGUCGCCGGCCCCGCUAUCCCUGCUACUUCCACCACCGUCCCCUCCACCAUCCUAG